AUGGAAAUUAAUAGAAGAACAAAUUCAAAUCAGAUUAUACAGUUUAACAAAUUGCCAUUUUAGAUAUUCUGUAAUUAGAUCCUAAACAAUAUUCAUUUCUAAUUAUUAAAACAUCUAGGUUAAUUUAAUAAAGAUUCUUGUAGAUAACUUGAUAAAUAUUUCAAUAAAGCUAACAAAUAUUAAGUUGAAAGACCAGGAAUGGUGUAAUGCGGUUUAUUUAAAAGAUAAUAUUAAUAAUAUCAUGAUUGUAAAUCUUGGUUGGAUUCCUCAAAAUUAUUUAGACAAAAUUGGAUUUUUAGAAAGAAUUUAAUUAAAUGAUAUGAGUUCUGUGAUUAAAUUACCAGAACAUCCUGAUCAAAAUAAAGAAUAAUAUCUUAUGAAUACAUUUAUUGAUCUUUAACUAAUUGCUAAAGAAAACUAACUCAAUUAAAAAAUCUACUAAAUUAUAUUCAGAAAGAUUAUCAGGCACUUUUAAUGAA
Messenger RNA from Paramecium sonneborni, 479 nucleotides. Lineage: Eukaryota; Ciliophora; Oligohymenophorea; Peniculida; Parameciidae. The record is from the annotation of a GenBank genome assembly.